GAGAGGCCGGGAUGGAGCCGGGAUCGAACCGGGAUGGAGCCGGGAUCGAGCGGGAUGGAGCCGGAAGGAGCCGGGAUCAAACCGGGAUGGAUCCGGGAUCGAACCGGGACGGAGGCGGGGUGGAACCGGGAUGGAGCCGGGAUCGAACCGGGAUGGAGCCGGAAGGAGCCGGGCAGGAGCGGGAGCACUGUGGAGAAAGUGGCGGCUGGCUCUGUCCCAGUUCCUCAGGUCCUGCCACUUGGAAUCCCUCUUCCAGGGAAGGCUAAACAUGAAGUAGACACAAAUCCUCUUCUAGAAAUGAAAUCAGGUCUGAAUAAGAGCUUUGAAUCCAGAUGGCACCAUGUCUUGAAUGCAGACACCUCCUGCCAGUGAAUACACCCUCUUGCAUUGGAUGUGAGUCACCAAUAGCUCCACAGCUGCAGCCCCAAACCAACAUCUGCGUAAAGGUAAUUGAGAAUAAAUCUAACAAAACAGCAAUUUACCUCCUGGCAUGCAUUUUUCUAACAGAUGACUUCAUGAAAAAUAGUUUGAUCCAGCUUGGGUUUCUCCAAUUACAUGAUGACAGCUUUAAGGGUUAGUAGGAUUCAAACCACCUUGAAUAGAAAUAAGCAUUAAAGGUAAACUACAUAAGCUCAGGAAGGCAUCUUGAAGAGCACAGGAGGUAGCAGUGUGAAAGACAGGAACACGUGCACUUGUGUUCAGUAGGGAGAUCUUCUGUGAUUCUAUCAUUUAUGGCCUUAGUAUUACUGAGCAUUUUAAGUUUAUUAAAUAUGUGCUCAUUACUCUGCUUCCCUCAUUUGAUUGUAAGUGCUUAGCACAGACGGGCUGGCGGGACUGGGGCAGGGGGGAGAUGCCCAAAAUGCUCAAGCGCAGUAUUAGUCAGUGAUCCAAAAGUGCUGGUGGGCUUAACUAGACAAAAUCUACCCGCCCCAAGGGUAUGGGCACCCAAGCAGGGGCCGUUCUCAACUCCUUCAGUUAGGGGAAAGGGUGUGAGAAGGAGCGAACUGAUACUGCAUGUCCACAAUUGGUAGAUUAUAGACACUGCCCCACAUUGGAUGUUUUCUGGCAGUCCUGAUGCAGGUGCAAAGGCAGUCCUGAACUAUUUGGUGGCCACCAUCAAAACAGCAGACUCAUUAUUCUCAGCUCUGGUGGAAUCUCACUUGUUAAUAGUGCCUGUGCUGGGGCACCCUCAGGGGGACAAGAAUCGUUUUCCUUGCAGAUACUGGGCUUUCUGUUUUGUGUGAGUGCAGUGACUAAGCAAACUGACACUAGUCUAUACAAACAUGUGGAGGUAUUGAUGCUGGAUCUCCUGAGGGAACUGGACCAUACUUUAAAAUGAAUUGUCACCAAGAUCCAUGGAUUUGUGAUGAGCAGGCACUAUGGCCUAACUAAAACCUGAAGCCCACAGCACAGACUUGAAGGAUCUCUUCUAUCUGCAGGGCUGAAUAACCACAGCACUUUGUAAGAUCAAGUCCUCUUCUUAUUAGUGUUGUUCAUAGUUUUCAGAUACUAAGUGAAAUGUAUUCUUUCUCUGUUUAAAAGGGCAAAGUAAUUUGUCAGGCGUGUGGCACAGGAAAUCUUCACCAUAACCACUGUGUGACUUGUGAAAGCAAGCUGCCUGCAACGCAGACGCUAAGGCUUCUUCCAUCAAUCACACUAGGGUUAAUCAAAUCAAAGCACAACAUUCUUUUCUCUGGAAAACUGAAGUCAUAGCCCUGUGUCCCUAUGUUACAAAAGCAGAGAUUCCCUCCCUCAUGGGAUAUUCAAGCCCAGUACUCCCACAGAUCCUCCAUCACAAAUGUCCAGCUAAAGAGAAGCGUACCUUUGAGUUCCUCCUGUGGAAGUCAGGAUUGUGUGUGCCAUUGUGAAAGCUCAGAAGGCUCUUAGAAAAUGGGGAGUCUUGGCUCCAAGGGAGUUUUGUUUGUGUUCAGAUUUUCAAGUGCAGUAGCAAACUUGAGUGUCUACAUCAGGAAGAGAAUUUUUGUUGUUUUCCAUUAUUUUGUGAAAAUAAAAUAUUCUUUUCCAUUA
Messenger RNA from Strigops habroptila (Kakapo), 2028 nucleotides. RefSeq names its product double zinc ribbon and ankyrin repeat-containing protein 1-like. The coding region runs from base 34 to 372 and encodes 112 amino acids. The record is from RefSeq and is a predicted model, not a curated record. Gene Ontology annotation, biological process: eye photoreceptor cell development. Lineage: Eukaryota; Metazoa; Chordata; Aves; Psittaciformes; Psittacidae. The transcript is spliced from 3 exons.